GAAGUUAGAGACCUAAACGGAAAGCCUCGUUUGAUAGGGGCGAUGGAAGGUGACCAGGGGAUCUGGUCCUCAAAGGGGCCAGGACAGGGAUCUGAGGGUAAAUGAGGUAAGGGGAAUGUAAGAGCCUCGACUAGGGGCCCCAAAAAUAAAACCUUGCACAGGGCACAUGAAAAGCUACUGGUUACGCUACUGGUGAACAUGUAUGUGUGAACUUGCCCUGAGACUGAACUGUUCCUGUGAAUUAAUUUACAAGAACAUUGGUACAGAGAAGGAAUGCCCAAGAAGAGACAGUCAAAUAUACUGCUGAACUACAACUCCCAGCAUGCAUUGCUUCCCAAAUAAUUGGAUUUGACAGAGGAAGAAUUUAACUACGAUACCCAUCAUGCUUCAUUUUCCUUAGUUACAUAGGCUGGAGUUGGCAGUUGAAGGGUGAGGCUGUAUUUCUAGCAACCCUCAGUGAGUGUUUAGAAACCUGACUGAUUGUCUUGGGCUUCAUGUACAGGGGUAAAGUUGGGCAGGCUGGUGCACUACUAGUGCCCUUGUGUGGAGUUUCCUUAGAAUCUUGGAGCAUGAUUACCCGAGAGAAAGCACUCAGCAAUGUGUACCAUGGUGAUAACAUCUGACUGUUGCUGUCCACCAGGCUACCCUCAGCUGCCUUUUCAUAUUGGGACCUUUUCUAAUUUCUCAUCUACAUGGGUGGGCAUGAGUGAUUCUGAUGCCUGCCACAGAGAUGGAUGACUUCCGACGGUCCUACGUUAGGCUGUGCAAGGAGAGUGGUGCUGAGCCCCAGGAGAGUAUCUUGCAGCACUUGGAGGAAACAAUGGGGAGAAACUGCUUGGAUUUAGCUACGCAUACCCUUUCUGUGGAAACUUGUGGCGCCCUGGGCAAGCUCUUCCAGGAUGAACUCCAGUUCACAGAGAUAAUGCUGAGCAAUUGUAUGCUGAGUGAAGAAGGAGCUAAGCUACUACUGCAUGGACUUUGUUCCAACACUGUUGUGAAAUCAUUGGACCUGAAGGGGAACAACCUACGAGCUGUUGGGGCAGAGGCUCUGGGGAAACUGCUCAGGCAAAACAAGACAAUUAGGAGUCUCACUUUAGAAUGGAACAAUUUAGGUGUAUGGGAAGAAAGUUUUGCCAUCUUCUGUGAGGGGCUUGGUGCAAACUGUCACCUCCAAUGCUUGGAUCUGCGCAAUAACCAGAUCAACCACCAGGGGGCAGGAGAGCUGUCCAUGGCACUGAAAGUUAAUUCCAAUCUACAGGAACUUGAUCUGCGUUGGAACAACAUUGGGCUUCUGGGGGGCCGUGCACUCCUGAAUUGUCUGCGUAACAACCGGGCACUACGACAGCUAGGACUGGCCGGAAACAAUGUGCCCAGUGACAUCCUGAAGGCUGUGGUUCAAGCCAUGGAACACAACCAAGAACGUCAGGAUAUCCUCUGCAAGAGUCGUAACAUGACCCAAGUGCUCAGCAAAGAGGUGAUCUGCUUGAAGGAGGAGAACUCUAAACAGUUCCUGAAUAUGAUGGACACCAUUGACAAACAGCGAGAGGAAAUAAACCGCAGCAGCAGGGUAUCGGCAGGACGAAUCGGGCAGCUGCAGGAGGCCCUGACUGAGCGGCAUUCUGUAUUGAACUCGCUACAAGCAAAGCUCCAGAUGACUGAGGCAGCUUUAGCUCUGUCCGAGCAGAAGGUGUGCAACUUGGGAGAGUUGCUGAGUAUGGCAAAGCAGGAGCAAGCAAGGCUGGUUGAGAGCCAGGCCAAAGAAUUGCAGCAACUCAAGAUGGCAUCUGCUAAUCGAGAGGAAAAACUUCAGCGUGAACUUUCAGCAGCCCAUGAGAAAAACCUCCUGCUUAGGAAUCAGGUGGAUGACCUGGAAAGAAGGUGCAAAGCACAGCAGGAGCAGCUGUUCCUGGUAAAGGAGGACCUGACCCACACAACGGCAGAAAUGAAGCUGCGGGCUGUACAGGCGGAAGAGCGCUUGGAGAUGGAGAAGAAGAGGUCCAAGCAGGUCCUAGAGGAUGCAGAGUCCCUUCGGCUGAAGGAGGUAGAUCACCUGACCCAUCACAUGGAGGCAAGUGAGCGGGCCCUGCAGGAGCGCAUCCAGAGGAUGGAGGCCGUCCGCAUAGGGCUCGAGGAGGAACUGAGCCGACUGAAAGCUGCUGCCCUUGUAGAGCGAGGCCAAGUUGAGGAAGAGCUCAUCAAAGCCAAGAACCAAGCCAGGUUGGAAGAGCAACAGCGACUGGAUUACCUGGAGGAGAAGCUGCGGCUGAUGAUGCAGUCCCGCGAUGAGGCUCAGAAUUACUGUCUGCAGCAGAAGCAAGCAGUGGCUGAGGCACAGUCUAAGGAGAGCCAUCUGAGUCUGCAAGUGGAAGGACUCAAGAGGCGGCUGGAAGAGCUUCAGCAGGAGUUGAGCGGCAAGGAACAGGAGAAAGUCACUGAGAUCAACAAAGUGCGAGUGGAGCUGCAGGAGCAGAUCGGACACUUGGAGGCCGAGAGGGCGGCACAGGAAGGGCAGCGAGAGAAGAUUGCAGCCCUGGAGAGACAGAUGAAAGUUCUCUCCAGCAACCACCGGGAGGCGCUACUGGACAAAGAGGGUGAAAUCUCAAGCCUACUGGAGAAGCUGAGGGUUCGUGAGGCAGAGAUCUCCAGGAUGAGAGAGGAGGAAGCUCAGCGAGUCAGCUUUCUUCAAAAUGCCAUCAUGGCCUACGUGCAGGCUUCCCCACGAGGCUCACUCAGCCCCAAGAAGUGAGCAGGAGCCUUGAAGGAAUGGAAUCGCAGGUGGCCAAGCUGUGGAGCACAUGGCUAUCAUGGAUUCCGACUCCCUUAUGUCAAUGGGAGAUCCUGUAACACAGACUGCAUUGUGUCAGCUUGCCUGAGGAUGGGUCUGAGGUCUCACUGAAGGAUUCAUAAUUGCCUUAGAAACCACUUUAAUGAUCUGCACCAAAGCCAAGUCUUGUUUUAAACCAUGUGGUAAGUCUCCAAGGUUAAGCCAUCAAUUCCAGUUUGUGAGCCCACAGCAAGGUCUGGUCACAUGAGCCGGAAAGACAAUGUCUUCCUACAUAACAAACGUUGGCCUCAGUUUUUGUACACGUUACCUCUAUGGCUGGGGGUGGGAUGGUUUAAUAUGGUCCGCUCUCAUAUUGCUUCAAUAACAAGUGAAAGCACCAAUCUUUCAAAUCACUCAGAUCAUGUAGGCAUUUCCCAUGCCAGUCUUUCACCUUCAUAAGCGCUACUGAUGCUGACAUAGGAAAAAAUUGAUCCAUUCCAUGCAAACAUAACGUGAAACGGCUGGGGCAGGAGUUGCUUUGCAUUGUCCAGCCCACAUCCAUUGCCUCUUUUCACAGAACAUAUUAUUUACCUUCCAUGUCUGGGAGUAGCACUGCUGCUGCAGCUUUCUAAAGUGUUCAUUACAAUGAGCAGGCCUCUACCCACCAGUUCAUUAGUUCAUUGGCCUUAAAGUGUGUCCUAAUGGAGCAGGGAUCGGGAACCUGUGGUCCUUCAGAAGUGGUUGGGCCUCACGUCCCAUCAGCCCCAGCCAGCACGGUCAGGGAUGACAGGAGUUGUAGUUCAAUGAUACCUGGAGAGCCACAAGUUCCCUUCCUAUAUAACAGAGAUUUAAGCCCAACUUAUUCAUGGAGCCUUACCGGUCUUGGUUCUAAGAAGAGCCAUUUAAUGAUGACAGAAUUUUAGUUGAUGGGAUAAAGGAAAGGGCGGAGGCUGAUUUCCAGACCCUCCAGAUUUUGCUGUGUACAUUUCCUGGACGGUAGGAACAUGCGAAUGGCAAGCUAGGUAUUCAUUUCUCAUUCCAGCUUUAAAGCCAGGAUGAAAAGGAAAUGCUUGUACUUUUGCUCAAGUUCAAGGGCUGGUUGGCAUUUAAAGUUUUAAAUUUUAUAUAUAUAUAUAUAUAUAUAUAUAUAUAUAUAUAUAUAGUGAGCCUUCUUUGUGUCUUUUUCCCUAUAAUUAUGAAGCAGUUAUUUAUAUAUGAUUUUACAAUGGCCUAGUUCACACAACACCUCAUCAAGGUUUGGUUUAAUGAGAACGUGCUGGAGAAAAGCUUUCAGCUGCUUUGCCCCUCCCCAGUCCUUUUUACUGCCAUGCCGCACUGUGCAAACCCAAGGUUUGGCUCAGCAUGUUGUCCAAGCCAAUAUACAGCUCCUGCUCAGUGAGGAGAGAGCUUAUCCACUUCAGAGGACACAAUGAGCUAAAACGUGGCUUGGCUUAGCUUAGCACAGCAGCAAAAAGGACCAGGGAAGAGUAAAGAGGCUAUGAGCUCCUCUCCGGGAUCCCACAUGGUCACGCAGUCUCGCUAAGCCAAAGUUUCACUUUAUAGUAGGGUGGGGGGGUUUCAGUGCCAGAAAAUCUGAAUAAUAUUUAUUUUGUUAUUAUUUUCAAAAGUCCCCUCUCCUGCUCAGCUGUGUGAAAAUAAUUUGGUUUGGUUUGAGAUUUUUGUUAUAAGUUGCAUGGGAAAGCAAUAUCAGAAAUCUGUAACACUUUCCAUUUCCCCCGAAAUGUCAGAGAUUGAAGAUAAGUAGCUAAACAUGUAAAAUAAAUACCAGGGAUAUGGUAUCCGUUUAUACUGUGGAUCCUGAUUGGCCGGUUACUUUUAUUCCCUGCUUUGGUUAUAUUAAUAUCUUGCUGCUUACUUAUUGCAAUUCAUUCUGUUCUGGGUGUUGACAAAGAAACCUCCAUGAAAAUUAGAAAAACCAUCCUCUAUGAAAAUAGCCUUAUCGCCAAGCUUGCCAGAGGCUUCUAGGAGGCCAAGACAGGACUGCUUGCAUACUCUUGGGCUACUAGCCAAUGGCAGGUGGCUUCCUCGUGGCACAUGUGCUGACUGAUAUAAUUAUAAAAUU
Molecule: messenger RNA, 4847 nt
Organism: Rhineura floridana
Lineage: Eukaryota; Metazoa; Chordata; Lepidosauria; Squamata; Rhineuridae
Gene: LRRC45
Product: leucine rich repeat containing 45
Exons: 19
Coding region: 716-2746 (676 amino acids)
Cellular component (GO): centrosome
Molecular function (GO): protein binding
Source: RefSeq, a predicted model, not a curated record